UUGACACUGAGCCCAGGCAUUGCCCUUAGAGUUACUGAACUUUAAACUUGAACAUUUCUCAUUUAGUGACAUCCUGAAAGCUCUGCAGUUAACUAUUACAGUGGAUCAAAAAUGGCAACUCACUUUUGGACAAUAUGCUUUCUUCUUUUUGUCUUCCUUUUCCUUCAGACAGAACAGACAGUCUUUCUUUCGGCCAACAAUGCGAAUCAAGUUAUCUCAAGACAUAAGCGUGGGUCUUCCCUAAUUAUUGAGGAGUUCUUUCAAGGCAACUUGGAAAGAGAGUGUCUAGAAGAAAGAUGCACGUAUGAAGAGGCACGAGAAGUAUUUGAAGACAAUGAAAAGACUAACAAGUUUUGGGCUCGCUAUUUCGGUGGCAGACAGUGCUCCUCAAACCCAUGCCAGCACAACGGUGUGUGUCAGGACAGCAUUCGCAGCUACACCUGCACCUGUACAGAUGCCUAUGAAGGACAGAACUGUAAUUUCGCUAAAAAUGAGUGUCAACACAAAACUAGAGAGGGAUGUCAACACUUCUGCUAUCCAGGAUCUGAGUCCUACCGCUGCUCAUGUGCAAAAGGCUAUGAACUUGGGGAAGAUAAAAAAUCAUGCAUUCCAAGAGAUCAAUGUGCAUGUGGCAGACUUGAUGACACUAAAAUAAUGAGGCUGAAGGAAAUUAAGACGAUUUGCCACAGAGGAUUCCCUUGGCAGGUCAUGUUGCUAAAUUUGGAAGGAAAGGGAUUCUGUGGAGGUGUUCUUUUGAAGAGCAACUUCGUGUUGACUACUGCUGAGUGUGCCCUUCUGCACAAUCAUUCUGGUAUCAGGGUUAGGACUGGGAAUAACAGGAGGCAUGGAGCUGGACAGGUAAUAGAUGUGACUGAGAAACACAUACAUAUGCGGUAUGACGAAGCUACUGGUGAGAAUAACCUUGCAUUGCUACAACUUCGAGAGCACAUUGAGUGCAACAACUACCAGCAUUUUAUAUGUCUUCCUGACAAAGACUUUGCAGAACAUGUUUUGAUUCCACAAGUGGCAGGCACUGUCAGUGGCUGGAAACAGGAAGAAAGCGAGGUGAGAGGUUCACUAGUUGAGUUGCAGGUCUCCUACCUUCCUGAAAGGGAAUGUGAACAAAUACUCAAUACAAGUCUUACAAACAGACAGUAUUGCGGACAUCACCCAGAACCUGUGGAUGGGCAGCUGGCAGGAGGAAACUUUAUUGCCCAUGACUACAAAGGCACUUGGUUUCUGACAGGUAUUUUUGGAGCGUGGCCACCUAAUGUAAGUAACUGGGAACCAUUUAUUUUUACAAAGACUUCAAGAUAUAUAAUGUGGUUCAAACAAAAAACGGAAUAAAAGUCCCAACAGCACCAAAUCCAUAACUGCAAUUACAAAGACCACUUGGCUGCAGCAACUUGGUUUCAGCAAGGUCAACCUGUAUUGUGAUGUUAAUACUGUAAAUAUUUAACUGUAGUUCAUCCCUCAAAACAAAUCUAUUA
This is a messenger RNA of Dermochelys coriacea (leatherback sea turtle), 1490 nucleotides long. RefSeq names its product protein Z, vitamin K dependent plasma glycoprotein (gene PROZ). Gene Ontology annotation, molecular function: serine-type endopeptidase activity; calcium ion binding. The record is from RefSeq and is a predicted model, not a curated record. The transcript has 8 exons. Gene Ontology annotation, biological process: blood coagulation; proteolysis. NCBI's taxonomy places the organism in Eukaryota, Metazoa, Chordata, Testudines, Dermochelyidae. Gene Ontology annotation, cellular component: extracellular region. The coding region runs from base 112 to 1347 and encodes 411 amino acids.